Molecule: messenger RNA, 1844 nt
Organism: Botrytis cinerea B05.10
Lineage: Eukaryota; Fungi; Ascomycota; Leotiomycetes; Helotiales; Sclerotiniaceae
Exons: 2
Coding region: 392-1552 (386 amino acids)
Cellular component (GO): membrane
Source: RefSeq, a predicted model, not a curated record
GAUCGUUAUUGGGUUGUGUUGAGUUGUGUUGAGUUGUGUUGAGUUGCAUUUUUGCAUUCGCGUCGCCUUGUGCUCUUCAAUCUAUCGGUCUUUGUUGUAUAUUACUGAAUCAGUCAAUCAAAUCAUCGUUCUCGCAUAGCCAGGCUCAGCUUCGCCUACUGAGGUCACUGCGUCACUUCACAUCUUUAAAGAUAACCUUAAGAGAGUCCCUGUUUGCGUGGUGGGCAUUGCAAACAUCACGACAUUCAACCGUCGACAUUAAUUCCUUUUUCGAUUAGAGAAUACUACCAGGGUUUCGCGCUCGAUCGCUUGAAAAUUCUACAUACCACUCCCGUCCCGUUAUAUCCCAUCCACGUUCAAGAAUAUCGACUGUCGUCGUACAACACAGCUAAUGCUACCACCACCGGGCUUGGAGCCCACAUCAACAUCAACGCUCCUCAACGAUGUCUCUCCCACUUCCAUUAUUUCCUCUGCGAUAGCAACUUCUUCAGCGUUGCUACUCGAUCUCGUAAACCCAGCAUCUACUACCGCCUCAAUAAUCGCCACCGCAACAGAUGAAGAUUCUCCAGAUUCAGACAAUGGAGAAUGCCAACUUCUAGGGAAUUUUGCGAUAUUGGUUCAGGGCUCGCUAGGUCUGUUGGCUGUGAUGGCAUUGGUAUACAAAAGAUGGAGAGAAAGACCCCAGAGACCGAUGAAAAUUUGGUUCUUUGAUGUUUCGAAACAGGUGGUUGGAAGUGUGCUGGUUCAUAUCGCAAACUUGUUGAUGAGCAUGUUAUCGAGUGGACAAUUCAGUAUUAAAGUCGACGCCAGCAAUGUUUCGAGGAGAGCGGUGGAUGAGUCUGGGCAAUAUAAGCCAAAUCCUUGCAGCUUUUAUUUACUGAACUUGGCUAUUGAUACAACCAUCGGCAUUCCGAUACUCAUAUUCCUCCUUCGAAUACUUACCUCGCUUUUCAUUAUGACACCCUUUGGCAAUCCUCCCGAGUCGAUCGAAUCAGGCAAUUAUGGCCGCCCACCAAAAGCAUUCUGGUGGUUCAAACAAUCUAUAAUUUAUUUCAUCGGCUUGAUGGGUAUGAAACUAUGCGUACUUAUUAUCUUUCUUGUCCUUCCCUGGAUUUCACGAAUCGGAGACUGGGCACUGAGAUGGACGGAAGGUGAUGAGGCAUUACAAGUGAUAUUCGUCAUGUUGAUCUUCCCAGUCAUCAUGAAUGCAACUCAAUAUUACAUCAUCGAUUCAUUCAUCAAGAAUCAAAAGCCUGACCAUGAGCUUAUACCAGACGAGGAUAGCGAUAGUGAUCUUGAGGGAAGAGACGGGCGUUAUGCUGAUCCGAGCGGAAGCAGCGAUGGAAUUCAGUCUGAAGGAGAGGAAGAUGAUGAAGUUUUGGCAAAAGCUCAUAAAAAUACUGGACCAGAAACACCAAGAAGCAAACGUGCGGGUUUAAGGUCGGGAAACAAAGACUAUGAUCCUCUAUAUGAUGGCGAGAGUAGUCCAACGGUAGUGGGAAGUACAAGUUCGAGACCAGGGGAUGAUAGUGAUAGCACUACGAAGAAGUAAAUUACCCCCCGCCAUUUUGGGUAAAGGAAACGGAUGCAAUUGUUAAUACAAGGGAUUAGUAUAUGACUUUUGAGUACAUACUUGGGCAGAGUACAUUAUGCAAGGUGUUUGUGGAGUUUAGCACAUGGGAUUUUCGUUGUCGGUCAUACAUAGACACACAUCAUAUUGGUCGGAAGGGUUUUGGUAUGGAUGAAUUGGCGUCUUCACGGCAUGUCAUACAAUUGAUUUGUGAAUUUGGCUAGGUGUAGUCCUGCAUGGGGCUGUGAAUGAAAAAAUUGUUUCCACUUUUACA